UUGUGCGAGGAAUUGUAGGAUUGGCUCACAUUCAUUACUUUAAUUACAAACCCACCCCUUCCCCCUUUCAACACAUUUCUAGGGUUUUCGCUCUUUCAAUAUUUUUCAAGUUUCGAUUCACCCUAAUUGAUGUCGCGAAUAGUAUCCAUGUUUAGUGUUUAGCCGAUAAAUCUCUUUAUAUCCAGUUGUUUUCGUACGUUACAGAGCCCUGAUUUUUGAAAUUCUUGAUAUGUUUGCUGUUGGGAAUGUGUUCCCUUAGAUGGAUUUCGCGUUUCUAGAGCUCAGAAGUUGCAGAUUCCACCAAUGGGUGCCUUAACCAGUAAUCGCAAGCGUGGUGACGAGUUCUUCACGGUGAAUCAACCGCCUCUGGAUUACAAUUCUUAUGAUUUUCAUCAAUCGAAGAAGCCUAGAUUAUCUUCUGCGCUACAGAGUCCAGGACAACCUGUUGUUUCGUCUAAUACAACGGCGUCGAGGCUCUCGCGGUACCCGGACGCCAUAACUAAAAUCCGGAGAGAAGUUCAUGCCCCUUGUAGAGUACUCAAGUUCGGGUUGUCAAAGCGUUCGAGCCUGAUUUCGAGACAAGAAACUACUAAUAAUAGUUAUUUUGUUAACGCGAGAGACUCCAUGGGAGGCUUUUUGAGCAAGUAUAAUAAUGCGAAGGAGAGGGCUUUUGGUGUCUUACGGUAUCUUACAAAGAAUAAGGAAGUGAUUGAUGUGUAUAACGAGCCUGGAAAGGAAUUGAUCACGGAGGAUUCUAGUGUAGAAGAAGUUGAGGUUCUGGAAGAAGAUGGUGGAGGAUGGCGUUCAGUGGUAUCAGGACAAAGGACAGCAGAGGUGGUGGUUGGAGUUGGAGGCAAUACGAAGGGGAAGAUUAUGGAGGAGCCUUCGGUGGUGACAUAUUUGAGCAAUGGGAAUGCGAGUAUGAAGAAUCCGGAGAAGAUGUUGGAUUCUUUGUCUCUGGAUAGAGAGACUUUGGAUUUCUCCAGUGUUGAAACAUACAAGAAGUUGUUGGAGAGUACAGAGAGAAGGACAUCCAAGCUAAGGGCGUUGGAAUUUGAGAUUGAGUAUAAUGAAAAGAAACGGAGUUCCCUUCAAUCAUUGCGCCCUGUGAAGAAACCAGAGGAGAAGCCAAUUGAGGAGGUUCCUCUUGUACCUUUUAUCCCUUUGACGGAGGAGGAAGAGGAGCAGGUUGAACAUGCGUUCUUAGCCAAUAGAAGGAGGGUCUUGGUCAGUCAUGAGAAGUCAAAUAUUGAGAUUACCGGGCAAAUUUUAUGGUGUCUUAGACCAGGCGCCUGGUUGAAUGAUGAGGUCAUAAAUCUCUACCUUGAGUUGUUGAAAGAAAGGGAAACAAGAGAGCCAGAGAAGUUUUUGAGGUGUCAUUUUUUCAACACAUUCUUUUACAAAAAGGCGUGCAGCAGAAAAGUUGUUUUUAUCCAAAAUAGGUGUCCUGAGAUCAAACUAUGGAAAUUGCUUAUCUGCAAUGUACAGUUAGGCUGCAUACGUGUGGCCACCACUGAACUCACAGGGGGUGGCGAUAGCUGUUUGACCAAUAAUGUUUACAUUUUGUUUUACUUUUUCUGAUAAUUUCUCCGGUCGACUUCUGAUAUUCAAAUAGUUUUCUCUUUUGGCAACACAAUCACAAUCCGAUGUACUAGUUUAAAGGCCUUUUAACUUGCAUUCUUAAUUUCAUUGUAAUCUUAUGUUAUUCAAACGGUGCUCUCUUUUGCGGACAAAUUUCUUCUCGAUAUCUUAGUAGUGCUUCGUGAUAUAAACGACACUCUCCUUUGAUACUCAAUAUUUUGUUUCAAAUGACUAAAACAAUUCCUGUGCACAAGACUCCCGUAGUGGCGGGGUUAGGGACAUACAAAUGUAUGCAGUUCCCCCCGCAUAAUAUGAGGAGAGGUUGUUUAUGAGGUUUGAACUUGUUUCAAAUAAUUCUCCUUGGACACACUUCCAUUUUGGGAGUGUAUUCAUACUUGAUUUGAUAACACAUUUAUUCUCUCGUAUUUUAACCUAGCAGGAGAAAAGGAUGGUAAUAAUUGGUUUAUAAAUUCCAUUUUGUUUGCACAAAGUUUGUAGAGAAGCUUAUUGCUCCACAUUAUAUUAGUUUCUCUUCUUCUUUGAUCUAAUUAAUCUCCCUCGUUGUCAUUAUUUAAGUUCUUGGUUGUAGUACUCAACGUGUGUUUUACCUUGACAUUAAC
Tripterygium wilfordii is the source of this 2201-nucleotide messenger RNA. Its product is annotated as ubiquitin-like-specific protease ESD4. Gene Ontology annotation, biological process: protein desumoylation. The coding region runs from base 304 to 1581 and encodes 425 amino acids. The transcript is spliced from 5 exons. Gene Ontology annotation, molecular function: deSUMOylase activity. The record is from RefSeq and is a predicted model, not a curated record. Gene Ontology annotation, cellular component: nucleus. Lineage: Eukaryota; Viridiplantae; Streptophyta; Magnoliopsida; Celastrales; Celastraceae.